CUCUUUGUUCCCAAAGACGUUCCAGCCACCGCGCGUCUUUCAUUCCUGAUCUUUUAUUCCCACAAGUCUCUGUGAAGACAAGUGAUGUCAACAGCUACGUUAAUUAAUUUGGUACGCAACGGAGGGUAUCAAGUGAGAAGGAGAGCUCUGCUGACGUCCCGCCUCUUGCAAGAGGAGAAGCGUCCGGCAGCCGCCUGCUACAGCUCCACCUCCGAGCGCCGCGCUUCCCGCUUCGAUCCGGAUGGCAGCGGGCGGCCCACCACAUGGGACACCUUCGGCAUCUGGGACAACCGCAUCGAUGAACCCAUUCUCCUCCCACCCAGCAUAAAGUAUGGGAAGCCCAUUCCCAAGGUCAGCCUGGCCAACGUGGGCUGCGCCAGCCAUAUCGGGAAGCGUAAGGAAAACGAAGACCGGUUUGAUUAUGCCCAGCUGACAGAGGACGUGCUGUACUUCGCAGUGUAUGACGGGCAUGGUGGGGCGACAGCGGCAGACUUCUGUCAUAAGUACAUGGAAAAAUACAUUAAAGAAUUUCUUGCUGAGGAGGAGAACUUGGAAAAUGUUUUGAACAAAGCUUUUCUAGAAAUAAACAAAGCCUAUGAAAGGCACGCUCAUCUGUCUGCUGACGCAACUCUGACGAACUCUGGGACCACUGCAACAGUGGCUCUGCUCCGGGAUGGUAUUGAGCUGGUUGUGGCAAGUGUGGGAGACAGUCGUGCUCUGCUGUGUCGAAAGGGAAAGGCCAUGAAGCUCACCAUUGACCAUACUCCGGAGAGAAAGGAGGAGAAGGAAAGGAUUAGGAAGUGCGGUGGCUUCAUUGCCUGGAACAGUUUGGGGCAACCUCAUGUGAACGGUAGACUCGCAAUGACGCGGAGCAUAGGAGAUUUGGAUCUUAAAAACAGUGGUGUCAUAGCCCAGCCAGAAACAAAAAGGGUUCAGUUGCAUCAUGCAGAUGACAGCUUCCUGGUUCUUACUACGGACGGUAUUAACUUCAUGGUGAACAGUCAGGAGAUCUGUGACUUCAUUAAACAGUGCCACGAUCCUGCUGAGGCUGCCCACGUUGUUACUGAGCAGGCGAUGCAGUUUGGCACUGAAGACAACAGCACUGUUGUCAUAGUGCCGUUUGGAGCGUGGGGAAAGUACAAAAACAGCGAGAUCAACUUCUCCUUCAGCCGCAGUUUUGCUUCCAGUGGGAGGUGGGCGUGAAGACCUGCCACAGCCAUCUUUUCCUGCCAUAAUCUGGACACGGCGUGCGACAGGAGAACACAUCCAUCUGUUCAUAGGUUGACUCAGUGUCUUGUCCAUCUCCUCCGUUCCCAGUGUUGUAGAAGAUGCCACUGCUCCCUCAGUGCAUAAUGCCCUGUCCUCGCCUGUGGGUGACCGUGUUCUGCUGCAUUUAUUUAUUCCAGUCGGCGUUGAGGCAGCUAUUUCUUUGGGCUUGUUGUCCCGACAGCUCUGCACAUCCCUUUGUUCACGUAGAUGAGGCUCUGGGCUUUCACCUGAGGCUGGAGGUGUUGCACAAUUGUUUCAUACCUGCUUGUAUUACCCAGCAGUUACCUGGCAGCUGUGUCCGAAUCUGAGCCACACGCUGGCUUCUUUGUACGUUAAUACAUGGGGGAACAAAGGCACAGUGUUCUUUUAGGUAGACAAAAAGUGGGUUUGUUGUCUUUCUCUGCUGUGCAGCCACCCAAAACUCCCCCGUGCUUCAGGUGAAAAGCACAGGAGAAGUUUCAGAAGCAUUAAGUUCUGAUGCCAGUGGCAUCUGGCGCAGCUGAACAGCUUCCUGAGACGGGGCUGUGUUGUGGGGCUUUAUGUUCUUGGUGCCAUCAUCCAUGGUUCUCUCGCUCCAAGGAGACAGAGCAGGCUGGAGCCACGUGCCCUUGGACAGAUGGGAACAUUUCUCCACUGGGUCCAAAGCCUGUACGGUCUCUGAGGACCACGCAGCAGCCCUGUGCACUCUCAUCUCUUUGGUGUGCCUGUGCCUGACAGGAGCAUAGAGGGAAAAAGUUGCACGUUUUUGCUAUCCAGACUCCCAUCAACUUGAAUUUUUUUUUUUUCUUUCUUAAAAAAAAAAAAAGCAACAGCUAAUUUCAGAGUUUACUAAUCAAGAUGUGUAAGACAGGAGAGUUUAUUUCUUCCUAAAUAGAUGAGGAUUUUCCCACCGUGUGCUGAAGUUUUCUUUCAGCUAGUCAUGAUGUCUCGUCUCACUUCAUGGUGUACAGGGAGCUGUGAAAUGCCCAAAAGAAGCAAGCUAGAGAAAGGAGAGAGCAUUACAAUAACAUAAUUUUUGUAAGUUUUGGGUACUGUUUCUAGCAGGUGUCAGACAUUCAGACACCAGAAGGUAGUUUUAUACUUCAAGGAAGGAGUUCCGCUUCCCUUUCUGUGUCCAGUGGGGGGGGGCAGAACUCUGAGCCAGAUCAUAUCGGCGCUGUGACACGGGCUGCAGGGGAUGUGCUGGCACCUGGUGAAGGUCUGUCCCCUCAUCCAGGCCUCCUCCUUUCUCCGCUCCACAUCAAGUGUGCAGUUCCUCUGACCUCCAAGUCACCCUGUCACGAUGAAAUACAGGCAGAGAAGAAUUGGGCUCUUCUCGGGCUUGCUGCAAGAUUUUUCAUUCUGUGGAUUUUUCCAACAACUCAAUCGUAAAAACAAAACAAAAAAGUUGUCUGACACUAGAUCACCUCAUGAUAAGGAAAAAUAUUUCUGAGGUGCCUGGCCUGAUUUUUCAUUUUGAGGUACUCACCUUCAUUACUUUUAGCCCUUUCCUUUCAUUCCACGUUUUCCCUUGCCUCCGGUCGAAGGCCUGACAGCACCCAGCAGAGCACAGUGUCGUACUGAGAGCAUUAAGGGUUUAGCGUUCGCUGUUUUCAUCCCGUUACCUGGUGUAUUUAAUGUGUGUAUUCGGUUUAUAAGUACAAAGAGCUUGUGAGUCAGUGUGUGUAAAUCUGUUGCCCAGGCCUCCAUAACGAGCGCAUUGUUGGUUUACAACAAUAAUCCCUUCUCUCUUCUCAGACUUUCCCCUGGGCUGGGGUUCAGUCUUCACCUGAGAACAGAAUGUUUUCUGGUCCUGGUCUUAGGCCCAGCCUUGCUUACCUGAGGCAGAGGGGCACUUUUAGCUGUUACCAGCGAGAGCAGGUUCUCAGUCUACGGCAAGUUUGAAGAUUCCCACAACCCAUUUGUGGCAAAAAAAAAAAAAAAAAAAAGCAAAACGCACCCUCCCCUGAGCACUUGAGCAAAGGUCACACCUGAGAGGGUCAGAGAGCUGCUUCUGGAAUGUGGUCGGGACCGGUUUGAGCUGCAGCAUGAACAGCUGACAGCUUUUUUUUUCUCCUGCCAAAGCAGUGACCUGCUGAAACAGAAGUCUGCUAGUUCCUAGCAAAGGGUUAACCACAGCCUGCAGCAGCCUUACUCCGGGUUAGAGUCGAGCUCUGGAGAGGGAGUUGCUUUAGUAUCGAGUGUCAGACAGGCCUGAGCCGUGCUGCAGGGAUUUGGACAAUCUCCAUCAACACUGUCCUGUUCCAGAUGCUGCUCGUUUCUGUUUGGCCAGCCGUGGAUUUUUUUUGGAGCAGUGCUGGAUCCUUGCCAAGCUGAAGACACAGUAUUAAAUGCAGGCUGCUAAUGAAAAACACUGCAAAUGAAGAGCAGGUGCUCUGAGGAAUGACCUAGCAGUUAGUUAGAGGAGCUUCUAAACGCUGACCCAGAUGUAACAUAAAAUCACAGUUUUUCUUCUCUUUAGAGGUUUGGGGGUGUUUUUUGUUUUAUCCCUAUCUGGGUACCUGAUACAAAACAAGUGGCUGGGGGCUUUUAUUUCUUCUAACAGUGGUUAUCCUCUCAGAGGAAAGAUCCAUCCAUAGCUUUUAAAUUUGAUGAAGGAAGGGAUAAGACAAAGCUCUGCAAAAUCAAAGAUGGUUCGAUAAAGGUGUCUUGGCGGUUGCUAUUACUGCCUUUAUACAAUCACAAAAAACCUUAGAUUGGAAAGGACUUGUGGGUGUCGUCAAGCAUAGGCUAAAUUAAGAAUUGUGUGCUGCAGUGAAGGGAUGUCUCCUGACAUGGAAAUGCUGUGCCUGAAAAUGGGUGGGAGAAAGAAUUUAAACUGCAGUGCGGUUUGUCUGGGCAGGACCAGGAUGGUUCGCAGAUCCUCUGGUGUUAACCAGACAAGCGGCUUCUGCUGAAUUUGAAUCCCAUUGCCCAAUGCCCUCAACAGUCCUUAACAGUCCAUUAUAGCACUCGAUCUUUCCAGAGGCUUUUGGGUGACAGAGGAUGUGAUCCACCCACUCAAUGUGUUUCUUUGCCCAGGAGUUGAGAUUAUUUGGGAAAUUAGUCCCACUGUCUGAUUCAGUUACUUCUGGGGUGCGUAGUCGUACAGAAUUUGCCUGUCAAGGCCCAGGGUGGUUCGGGCAGUGGCGUGGCUUACAGGGCACGUUUUUAGCCAACCAGUAGAUGCUGCCACCAUGAUGAGCUGUAGCACUUGCAUUGGCAUGUUCGUGGCAGUGAUCUAAUAAAGUCAAUCAGGCCUUGCUGUAUCAAAAAAACAGCCACUCUCUGUUCCAGGGAGAUUUCACUCGUGUGACUCACGUGGUUGCGGCAGCCGUUGCACAUCCAUGAGUGACCUGUGUGAUGGCCUCCGUGGUCAGGUCCACCCUGAAUUUUAGGGAUGGAUUCUGACCUCUACUGGAUCUGAUAAGGGUAUUUCCUUGCCUGCGUGCCCCCCUGGGGGCAGUGGUAUUUCUCGCUGAACAGGCACUGCAGGAGGGUGGGCUGUGGGUGCAGAAAGGCCAAAAAUGCUGACCAGCAUUUGGACCCAUUUGUACUGGGAGGAUACAGAAGGUAUGGGAGGGGCCUUGUGUGGCUGGAGGAUUUACUAGCAGAUGUUUUGAGGCUACAGCUGGAGUUCCAGCUCAGUCUCCCCACCACCUGGAAAGGGGGCUUCCACGCUUUGGAGAGGGAACUCACUAAAAUAGCAUUUUCAGUCUUAGACUGUGGAGAGCUGGUCUCACUGGAAGGGGAGUGUGGUGCAAGGGGCUGCAGUGGGGAUGAGAUCCAACAAUCCUCUUGAUCCAGGGUCCUCAAUGCAAUCAGUCCUUUCUGGUUGGAAGAUAAUCCUGGAGCGGAGUUUGAGGUUGAGAACGGGUGCAUGGAGAGAAAUCAGCAAUAUUACUGCUUUUUACAUACUUGGGGAAAAUGAAAACUGCGAGGAGCUUAGACAGACCGCAGGGUUUCUGUUGACUUCCACAGGAUCAGGGUUACCAGACCCCCUUUUCUGUCUCAGCAGGUGGAUGGGCCGUCUUCAAAGGCAUUGGGAUUUCUAGCUAAGGGAGAAGCACAAAACAAAUACCAGUGAAACUGGUUUAACAUUAAUUUUUCUUAGAGAAAUUCAGCCAGGUGCUGCUAGGCCCACUGGGUGCUCACCCAACAAGCUGAACACUCCAGGUAUUCCUUGGUUCCAAAGCUUCUGUGCUCAACACAGAGACACCCAGCAGGGUGUGCUCUUGACCCAGGGUAGGGAGUGCCUGGCAGAGGCGUUUCUCAUCACUUUCUACAGACUGAAGUGCAAUUGUGUACAUUUGUUACAUAGUUUGCCUUAGGACUGAGUACAAUUCCUGUGGUUUGAUGUUUAUGUUUGGGGUAAUCAGCGUCUGUAAUUCAUCUACUUAAUUUUAUAGAGGUGUCCAUCUUGCCUUUUUUUUU
Messenger RNA from Athene cunicularia (burrowing owl), 5682 nucleotides. RefSeq names its product protein phosphatase, Mg2+/Mn2+ dependent 1K (gene PPM1K). The coding region runs from base 85 to 1203 and encodes 372 amino acids. The transcript has 6 exons. The record is from RefSeq and is a predicted model, not a curated record. Lineage: Eukaryota; Metazoa; Chordata; Aves; Strigiformes; Strigidae. Gene Ontology annotation, biological process: protein dephosphorylation. Gene Ontology annotation, molecular function: protein serine/threonine phosphatase activity; cation binding.